Molecule: messenger RNA, 3213 nt
Organism: Anopheles gambiae (African malaria mosquito)
Lineage: Eukaryota; Metazoa; Arthropoda; Insecta; Diptera; Culicidae
Product: serine protease 53
Exons: 6
Coding region: 509-2338 (609 amino acids)
Biological process (GO): proteolysis
Molecular function (GO): serine-type endopeptidase activity
Source: RefSeq, a predicted model, not a curated record
CACGGUAUUAAAAGCGUGCAUUAAAUAAUCUACGGUUUGUAAAAAGUGCAUUAGUACAUCUUCUUCUUUGGCGCAUCAACCGUUGUCGGUCAGGGCCUUCCUAUAUUAUUCAUGGGCUUGGCUAUCAGUGUCUUAUCGAUGACUUCAUUGUAGGAUAGUCAGUUCUAUGCAUGGUACCGCCAUACAGUUUUUAGGGCAAGGAUGCAAGACUUUUUUUUCAAAACAAUCUUUAAUCUGCAAGAAACAAUUUGCUUCCAUAACAAGCGAUGAGUAAUUGAUAGAUGAAUGGAAGAGCAGCUCACGCUAAUCGGCGUUGUACAUGCAUCGAUUGUUUUGCAAAAUAAUAAGCAUUGCUUGUGCAUGAAGAGUUUGUGUGUAUGUUUGAUGCAGCGGUUCUUAGCGUUAUCGGAAUGAUUCGAUGGCUUUCAUCAACUGAUCGUCAACCCGAGCCCGUCAAUACAGUGAGACACUUCUUUCCAAUCAGACAACCAACUAAGUUUCUGCUACGAUGUGCAAAAUGCUUACACAUUUAACAGUCGUGCUCACGUUAGCAAGCAUAGCUUUGGGACAACAUUUUUUAGAACAACCUCCUAUAAAUUACAGCGAAGGAAACAGCUUUGAUGACUGUGAGAUACGUUUCGUUACGAGCUACGAUCAACAUGAAAGUGAGAGAAAAUUACAUAGCAGGGUAACGAAUAUAGAGAUUAGUGAACGCAUUAUAGCGUAUGGUGGGGAACGAGCCUAUAAGGGAGAGUUUCAACACAUGGCCGCAAUAGGUUGGACCAGAUCAGAAACAUGGAUCGAAUACCUUUGUGGGGGCAGUUUAAUAACUUGGAGAUUCGUUUUAACAGCCGCACAUUGUUCACAAGACAUUAACUACCUUCCGCCGGAUACAGUACGAUUGGGAGAUACAGAUCUCGCUAGCACAGAUGAUGACGAAACGGCACAACAAAUUCCGAUCGCGCGCUUCAUCAAACAUCCACAGUAUCGAGAAUCGAGAAAGUAUUACGACAUUGCAGUAGUAGAACUCGAGAAAAACGUUAUACCAAACAGCGCAAUUUGUGUAGCGUGCGUAUGGCGUGAACUGGAAGCACCGGGAGAACUAUUGGAUGCGGUGGGAUUUGGUGCUCUUGGGUUUGGAGAAAAGCUGAGCCCAUCCCUGCAAAAGGUAAAAUUACAGGCCCUAGAUGCGACGAUAUGUGCUAAGCGGAUACCGACCAAUCGACGUCAAAUGCCGGAAGGCUUGCGUGAUGAUCAGCUGUGUGCGCAUAGUGAAACCAUGGACACAUGUGAAGGCGACUCGGGAGGCCCACUACAAACGGAUCGACACGAUUUGUUCGGCAACACCUUCCCACUUGUGGUAGGUGUGGUAUCGUUUGGAACUCCUUGCACUGAUGGGUCGACAGGAGUGUACACAAGGGUUAGCUCGUACCUAGAUUGGAUCGAGAAGGAAGUAAAUCAGUCGCUUAGCUACGAGGUUUGCACUGGAGUGAACGUUUGCGAUCGUAAAUUCAACCCUUCCAUAUCUCCUCGCGUUGGACUGUUGUGGAAGGAGACCGAAACGGACAUCUAUCAGUGUGGUGGACUCUUGAUUGACUAUCAGUUUGUUAUUACGUCGGCAGACUGUGUAACUUCCAGCAAAGGACCUCCAACAUACGUAGCCUCUAGCUCUGACAGUGAUCGUGCUGCUAUAGAAGAAGUGUUUGUUCAUCCACGGUUCAUAAAGGGACAACCUUACUUCGAUAUCGCCAUUAUAAAGCUACAAAAGUAUGCAAAUUUAGAUGAAUUGUAUCCGGUUUGUUUAUGGUCAGAGGAGAGGCAUGGUGACUGGAGACAAGUCAAUCUUCUGGCUGGAGCAUCGGUACCGCAAAUGCGAAGCUACGUGGAAGAAUUCAACAUCAGCGUGAAAAGUUCUGUACAAUACGACGUUGAUGGUUACGACUGCAGUGUAGGGGAAAAUGUUGCUCACAACGAUUUGAAAUGUAUCAGUAACGAUCCGACACUGGUGCCAGGAUUGUGUGAGGUUGACUAUGGAGGUCCGGUAUUGACGGAUUACUAUGAUAUUCACUACGAUGAACAGUUUAAGGUGCUUGGUAUUCUGUCCCGUUUGACACAGGGCUGCGGAAGCGAAGUGAUCUUUACCAGUUUGGCACCUCAUAGGCAAUGGUUGGAAUCGAUAAUUUUCAAAGGUAGCCAAAAAGGGAUAAAAUAUCGAUCUAGGGAAACAUUUACGACGUCUGCUAGCUCGACUUAUGUAGGUCUUAAUGGAGUACUUAGUAGACUUCACGGUGAAAUUAUGGCGGGUUUAAUUAUAGCAUGCUUAGGAUAUUUUGUAUGAGAAAUUUUCGCUCCAGGAUAGUUUUAUAACACGAAAAGGAUUAGAAUAUUUUUUAAUCAGUAGUAUAUCAGUAAGAUCUUUUUACUUAUCAUAUACAAAAUUAACUUUAACAUUUUCUUAACCUACACUAAUAAAUAUUUAAAAUUUAAAGGCCAAAACAUGAGACAAAACAAACGCAAAAAUAAAUGCUUUGGAUCGGUGUGGAUGAGUGCGGCAAGAUUUGACGGCUUGAGACGACUUCCAGUGUGUGAGAUUCAUGUAAACGUUUUGUUCGAAUGUUCACAUGCUAUAAAAUUGUAAAGUCUUCAACGUAUUGUCCUUAACAGAAGCAGGAUCAAUUGGAGAGAAAGGAGGUUUCAUUAUUAUUACUAUUUUAAAAAUUUAUCAUGAAGUUACAAAACAUCCCAAAUUUAAAAAUAUUAAGCAUUAUUAUGUAUUAUGUAUCAACACGAAUUUGUACAAUGAUUUUGUCAUUUAUAGAAAAUCCUGGAUAUAGAGAUUUAAAUAUUUUUGGACGGAAUAUCAUUUCUAUAACCAAUUCCCGAGAAAACUAGAUAAUCUUUGAAGGCUAUAAAGCUCGCCAUCAGCUGUUGUAUAGAGUCAAGCUUGAUGAGAAGUAGACGAAGAAGAAGAACAUUAUUAUUCCUUGAUAUCAGUUUGUAUCCAAAAACGAUGUGCCACUGACUAAUUGAAUAAAAUAAUAAAUACAGUAAAAGUGAAACGUCGCCAAAAAAAAUCAACAUUAAAUUUGAUUAAAAAUACUCUACUGUUAUGUUAACAGAAAAUCAAAAUAGAACAACAUAAAGCUAUUACUGUUGUAUUUCACUUUUAAUGUAUUUUUAUUAACACUCAUUUAAAACAGUACACCUAAUAAA